Molecule: messenger RNA, 432 nt
Organism: Musa acuminata AAA Group (dessert banana)
Lineage: Eukaryota; Viridiplantae; Streptophyta; Magnoliopsida; Zingiberales; Musaceae
Product: protein HAIKU1
Exons: 1
Coding region: 1-432 (143 amino acids)
Source: RefSeq, a predicted model, not a curated record
AUGGAGAGCUCCAGGAACCAGCACAGUCUCGGCGUCAACAAAGCCAUCAAGAAGGAGGGCCCCCGCCAGCCGCGCGUCUACAACAUCCGCAGCAGCGACUUCCGCUCGGUAGUCCAGCAGCUCACCGGCGCUUCCGCCUCCCUCCCGCGGCCGCGCCGCCUCAACCAGGCCCGCCCCCAGCCCCUGGCCCCCCUCCCCCGCCCCUCCGUCCCCACCACCCCGGCCGACCCCGCUGUGCCGCCGCCCGCCGAGACCCCCUUCUCCGCCUACAUGCGCUUCCUGGAGAUCUCCCUCCUCCACUCCGACGGCUCCCACCGCCCCGCCCACUCGCCGCUCCGGCCUUCCCCUCCUCCACCCUUGCCGCUCGACCUCGAGUCGCCGAGCGCGUUCCUGGACCUGCUGUCGCCCAGGUGCCCGCAGCUGUCGCCUUGA